UCAUAAAAUACUUCAAUCCAUCUGCACGGUGAAUUUAACGUUUCUUAUUGGUAUGACAUUUGCUACUACCAUAGCUCUACAUAUUAUAUGGUGAUUGACGAUUUUUCAUUCAAAAAAGACGAUAUUGUAGUAUUUUUAGAACGACAUUUUACGAAUUUCUUUACUUUGAAACAAUAUGUGGAUUAUAUAACUCUCAAAUCUCCAUGGAACUCUUUAUCCAGCAAUUUAGAUCUGCUUCCAUCACACGGAAUUGAAGAGUUCAUAGAGUUUCUUCAAUCGACAUUAGUUGGAUUCUAUGACUUUUCUUUUCCUAAGUUUGGUUCUUAUACUCCUCAGUGUUCUCAGUCAGAGUUGGUUUUACAUGUUACACAACAUAUGUUUCAAAAUGAAUCGAAAUACAAUAAUAAUCUUUUGACGAAAGGAUUUAGUACGAAUCAUGAAAGUUUUCAAGCCACCCAUGUUAAUGGCGAGAGAUUGGACUUAGUUUCCACGUUUCCAAAUGGUUCAAUACAUACCUUAACGUCAAAGAAUUGGAAAGUAUUGCUUCAAACAAUUGGUUGUGAUGCGAUGUACCACUUAUUGUACAGGGGAAGCAUAUUUUCAUGUUUGCCAAACCAUAACUAUUUACAAGUAACUGGAGUUCCAAUAUAUGCAUUCAAAAAUAAACUCAACUAUUCUGAAAAGAAAAGGAAACAUGAUAGUUCGAAUCAUCAAAAUGGCAGUCAUAAGAAAAUCCGUAUCGAGAAUCCCUGGAACAAAAUAACUAUAAAAAGAUUUCGAAUAUUUUAUAAGUUUUUCAACAAACAUUUGAAAAAAGAUCGAUUUUUUAAUUGCGGUCAGAUAACUGAAGAAACAACGGUUUGUUGGUUGCAAUGGAUGUUUCCUCAUCAAUUUGGGCUCCCUAGUGUGUUUACGGAGGAAAACUUUGAAAAUAAGGCUUCGUCUCUUUCGUUUGAAAAGCUUGAUAUUCCAAAACGUUUGUUGAAAGCAGCUCCUUUGAUCCGUAACAUUGCUAAAAGCCUUCGGCAGGUAUCAUUGUUACAUAUCUUCAAUUUCUAUUGCCCAAAGAAUGCUAAUACACACCUGCCGAAAUCAGAAAACUCAAAAGUGGUUGCUUACUCUUUAAAAGUAAACCAAGUUUAUGCUUUUUUGAGGUCAGUUAUCUUAAAAGUUUUUCCAAAAGCUGUUUGGGGUACUACUCAUGUUUUCAAUUUAGUUAUGCAAAAACUAAAAACUUUUCUGCAGUUAACAAGGUUUGAAACGAUUACGCUUCAUUUUUUAAUGCAGAAAAUCCCAAUCACUAGCAUUUCUUGGAUACGUUUAGGAGAGAAUGACUCAAAAAAGCUAUGCCUUAGUGAUUAUGAAAAGAGAAAGCAGAUCUUCUCUGAGUUCAUGUAUUGGUUUUUCAACACUUUUGUAGUAUCCUUACUACAAUCAUUCUUCUACUGCACUGAAUCACUUGAAUCCAAAAAUGCGACUUGUUAUUUUAGAAAAGAUGUGUGGACUUCUUUAUCUACACCUUUCCUAAAAAGCGUGAAAGACAGCACUUACGUGCCGAUCGAAAGGCAUGAAUUAUUUAGGGAUCUAGUCUUUCCUCCAGCAACUAUUCGUUUAAUUCCCAAAAGAGAUUCAUUUCGGUUAAUAACAAAUCUCCGUCGUAAACAUCUAAUGAAGAAACCUUUUGAUAACCAUGGAAUUGAACAUUUUAUUAGUACAAACCAGCUGCUACAGCCUUUAGCUUCUGUGCUUAAAUUAUCAAUGUCAAACUACGAGUCCAGAGCAAAUGAACCAUUUUCUUACCGAAAUGUAUUUUCGAAAAUACUUUGCUAUAAGGAGGAACUUCAAAGACAUUCUUGGUAUAAUCGGAAAAAAUAUUUUGUUCGUAUUGAUAUAAAGGGAUGCUAUGACAAUAUUAAACAAGAUUUGAUGAGCCGUAUAACGAAGAUUCAUUUGAAAGAUCCUGAGUAUGUCAUUCGAAAAUACUGUUUGAUUCAUAAGUCUCAAGGUCAGUUGGUCAAACAGUAUGUAAACGAAGCACAAAGUUACUUUGAUCUUACUCCCUUUGAAAGGCUAGUGUCUUCCUUAGCGAAUAGAAUGAAAGAUACACUUUUCAUUGAUAACGUUGAGUACUGGACAAAAACUUUCGAUGAACUUUAUGAUAUCCUUGAGAAGCACAUAUCGCAAAAUAUUGUCAAGAUUGGUCGAAAAUAUUAUCGUCAAACACAGGGGAUCCCUCAGGGGUCCGUUAUAUCAUCAUAUUUAUGCUAUUUUUAUAUGCAAGAGUUGAUUGAAGAUUACCUUCUAUUUACGAAAAGGAAAGGAUCGACACUUAUACGUGUCGUUGAUGAUUUUUUGUUUAUUACAGUUCAUAAGAAAGCAGCGAACCGGUUUCUGAGCAUAUCUUCAAAAGGUUUUACUAAGUACAACUUCAAUACCAGCAAUGGGAAGACACUUAUCAACUUCAAGCCUCCGAGUUCAUUUAAAGAACGUUAUAUAAGGGCAAGCAAUUUGAUUCCGUUUUACGGGUUUUACUUGCAUACAAGGUCUUUGCAUACGGUGUAUUGCUGUUCUACGAAUUUUCAAACUCUUUACGAUGCGUCUACUGUUGAGCUCUGCAGAGGUUUAGGAAAUUCCUUGAUCAAUAAAAUACUUAGAUCUGGAUUUGCUUCGUUCCCAAGUGUUUUUGUUAACGCUCAACAUAAUUCUUGUUUUGUGAUUUUCUCUAAUAUUUAUAAUUUAGCAUUUGGAGUCUCUUUGAGGCUACAAGUUCAUUUGAAGCGUGUAGUUUCUGUGUUUAAUCUCCGACCAUUACUUUUAACUCGGAUGUUGAAUAUGAUGAUUAAAAGGUUAUUCAGGAGAGUCUGCUCAUUAUCGGGUACUCAUAAUAAACGUCCGUUCUUGCUAAAAGAAGUGAAAUGGGCUCUAUUGCAUGGUUUUUUAAAUGCUGUUAAACCGAGUUCGAAAUCAACAAUACUGUAUACAAAGCUUAUGGCUGACUACGAAGAGUUACGUUCACAAGUGGAUUUUUCAAAAAGCUAUUUAAAAUAUCCAUUAUUUUAUGGUCAUUUAUAGCUUCAAAACAAAUAGAAUAUUAAGCAAAUGUCAUAAAAGCUCUCAAAUUGCAGAGUAGCAAGCUAAGAUGAAUUACAUAAAACAACUAUAUUUAGUAGAGAAGAAUAUGCUCAAUAUAUCACAUAUCAUAUCA
Messenger RNA from Schizosaccharomyces cryophilus OY26, 3205 nucleotides. RefSeq names its product telomerase reverse transcriptase 1 protein Trt1. Gene Ontology annotation, cellular component: telomerase catalytic core complex. The record is from RefSeq and is a predicted model, not a curated record. The transcript has 18 exons. Lineage: Eukaryota; Fungi; Ascomycota; Schizosaccharomycetes; Schizosaccharomycetales; Schizosaccharomycetaceae. Gene Ontology annotation, biological process: telomere maintenance via telomerase. Bases 88 to 3072 code for a protein of 994 amino acids. Gene Ontology annotation, molecular function: telomerase RNA binding; telomeric repeat DNA binding.